Sorex fumeus (smoky shrew) is the source of this 912-nucleotide messenger RNA. It is a transcript of the gene MRPL18, whose product is annotated as mitochondrial ribosomal protein L18. The record is from RefSeq and is a predicted model, not a curated record. NCBI's taxonomy places the organism in Eukaryota, Metazoa, Chordata, Mammalia, Eulipotyphla, Soricidae. Gene Ontology annotation, biological process: translation. Gene Ontology annotation, molecular function: 5S rRNA binding; structural constituent of ribosome. The transcript has 4 exons. Gene Ontology annotation, cellular component: mitochondrion; ribosome. The coding region runs from base 110 to 652 and encodes 180 amino acids.
UAGGGCUCUCUCCGGAACUAAUAUGGCUGCGCCCAGCGAGCCGCGGCGCUGCUGGUGAGGGAAGUUGGACGAGGCUCCUCCGAGUCCUUGCCCUGCACCCGCCUCGGCGAUGGCGCUCCGGGCGCGGCUCUGGGAGUUGCUGCCCGUUUGCAGGAGCCCCGGGCGCGGGGGCGCAGCGCUGGCGUCCAGCGCCAGGCCGGCGGCGAAACCGACGGUGGACCCUCAGGGAAACGACGCCGUGGCCCCCGAGUUCACCAACCGGAACCCCCGGAACCUGGAGCUCUUGGCGGUGGCCCGGAAAGAGCGGGGCUGGGGGACCGUGUGGCCGUCCCGCGAGUUCUGGCACAGGUUGCGCGUCAUAAGGACUCAGCAUCAUAUAGAAGCCCUUGUCGAGCAUCGCAGUGGCCAGGUGGUGGUGUCGGCUUCCACCCGAGAGUGGGCCAUCAAGAAGCACCUGUAUAGCACCAGGAACGUGGUGGCUUGUGAGAGCGUGGGCCGCGUGCUGGCGGGGCGCUGCCUAGAGGCAGGCAUCAACUUCAUGGUCUACCAGCCGACGCCCUGGGAGAGAGAGUCACACUCGUUGAAACGACUCCAGGAUGCCAUGACAGAAGGCGGCGUGGUGCUGAAGGAGCCCCGGAGGGUCUAUGAGUGAAACCUCACGUCCGUAGCACACAGCUGUGGCACCCCUCAGGCGAACAUCUGUAACGCUAACCAGAGUCUAAUUGUGGAAUGUUAUUUGUAAUUAAGAUCAUUUUAAUAUCUGUGUGAGUGUGUGUGUGUGUGUGUUUUAAUGAUUUCAGUUCUUCCCUCUUGCACAUGGUAAAAUUAUCCAAGGAAAAACUGUUGCAGUUUUAACUUCUGAAGGACAAAUGGAAUGUUCAAAAUAAGAAUAAAGGCUUAUUAUGAACUCUA